Messenger RNA from Aplosporella prunicola CBS 121167, 1730 nucleotides. RefSeq lists its product as uncharacterized. The transcript has 4 exons. The record is from RefSeq and is a predicted model, not a curated record. NCBI's taxonomy places the organism in Eukaryota, Fungi, Ascomycota, Dothideomycetes, Botryosphaeriales, Aplosporellaceae. Bases 76 to 1617 code for a protein of 513 amino acids.
AUCAGUUUCCUAGUGACCAAUUGCCACUUGUGCACUUUUAUUUACCUCUACCAACCACACCAAAGCUAGGUCAUAAUGGUGUUGGGAUUUGGUGGAUUUUUAUCCCUGGAUGACGGCAACUACCGCAAACAACUCAACACCCGGACCAUCAGGGCCCUGCAAGUGCAGGAAAAAACCAAGCUCCGCAGGACUUUCACAGGACCUUUAAAUGUUGCAGCAAACAUCGUUGGUGCGCCUUUCACUUCCGGCUUUACACUCGUCCUGUCAGCCAUUGCAGCACGCAAAUGGCGCGUCGCGGAGCGCAAACUCGUCCUUAUUCGCGAGGAGCUGUCCAGGCGCCAGGUACCACUGCACGAGACUGACUGGAAGGAUAUCUUCGUACCUUUGAUUGCAUUCGUGACCACUACAUUCGUGGGCGAUGGCCUUAGUGAGGCCCUGGGUGCGCUCGGCGACAUUGCCACCAAUGUCUCUGGGAACUGUCUUGGGAUCAACGACAUCAUCAAUCACCUUCCAGCAGUUGUUCAAGGACUUGGCGAAGGAAUUGCUACUCAGUUUGAGCACCUGAUACCUGCGGUACAGGACGCCAUGAACCACGGCGAGGCCCAUGUCCACUACAAUGGUGCUGAUGCCGCCGCCGAGCUGGGCGCACAGCAGCUGGGUGAACAGGCAGCAACAGCCCUCCAAGCAGGUCUCUGUGCACAGCUGGUUUCAGAGCUCUUGUCGUGGACCAUAGAGCACUUCGAGAACCCGGAAUGGCACACUAGGGCCUCUCAAUCGCUUGGAUGCAGGCGGUACUUAGGAGCUGAAUGGCUCGAAUGCAACGUUUGUCAGGCACCUAUCAUUGUUGGGACUUUCAAGCAUUGUUGCAAAUGCGCCGACGACAAUUUCGAUUUAUGCAUGGAUUGCUUUCAAGACUUCUAUGGUUGCGGUUGCAUUGAAAAUACUUUUGUAACUCUUCAGGUGGCUUACCCAGGAGUUCUCGACCAUUUGGUGUGCCGCCAAACUUUUGAACGGUUCGAAAAACAGUCGUUCCUCAAAUGCACCAUAUGUGGGAAUGAUAUUUGUCAAGGGAAAUACUAUCAAUGUUUUGCGUGCAAACCUGGAUCUGCGUUUGAUAUCUGUUUCGACUGCUUCAAGAGUGGACGCCAUUGCCAGGACCCGGAGAACCACGCACUCUAUUCUUUCGUGUGGGCUUCAGCCCCUGGUAAGUUUGCCCGGAACCCAUACGAAGCUUCAUCCAAAAAGGGUCUCGCCAAAUGCACCAAGUGUCGGGAGUCGAUUCGGCGUGGGGCCUUCUAUCACUGCGACAAAUGCGAGGAAGGAGAGUUCGACCUAUGCCACGGUUGCUACGAAAGUGGCAGUGCAUGCAAGGACACAACACACAUUCUGUCACGUUUUCUUGCUUUCGGACGGAAUGGCUGGAAAGGUUUCGCUAAAGGAUCUUUCUGUAACGUCCCAGACUGCCUCAAGCUUCUCGAAAGUGAGAAAGUAGGUUAUACUUGCUCUACUUGCGGUCAUGGGCUCUUCAACGAAUACGUGGUCUGCUACUCUUGUUAUAGUAAUGGUUUUGGUUGCUUGGAUCGGACCCAUACGUUAACUAAGCGGAGGGCACCGUAGAAAGGCUUGGGAUUUGCGUUUUCGUAUACCGCUCUCAGAUUGCCGGCUGUAGCUAUAUAUCCUGGAUGUCGAUAUUAUUAUAUGUACCUACGGUUCUUUUUAUUGCUUUUUAC